Molecule: messenger RNA, 1002 nt
Organism: Nematolebias whitei (Rio pearlfish)
Lineage: Eukaryota; Metazoa; Chordata; Actinopteri; Cyprinodontiformes; Rivulidae
Gene: rdh5
Product: retinol dehydrogenase 5 (11-cis/9-cis)
Exons: 5
Coding region: 4-1002 (332 amino acids)
Molecular function (GO): oxidoreductase activity
Source: RefSeq, a predicted model, not a curated record
AAGAUGGAUGUACAGGUUAUAUAUGAUAUUUUAGGAGAAAAUGCCUGGUAUUAUAUUACUGCCACCGUCAUGGUGUUGUGGUUGCUUGUGUGGUUGUACAGAGACAGCCGAGAGAUUGAGGGCAUCUCUGAAAAGUAUGUCUUUGUGACUGGCUGUGACACGGGGUUUGGAAACCUUUUGUGUAAAAACCUUGACCGUAGAGGUUUUCGAGUGUUGGCUGGCUGUCUCACAGAGAAGGGAGCUGAUGAUCUGAGAAGAGUGGCGAGUUCUCGUUUGAAAACUGUCCUGCUGGAUGUGACCAGUCAGGACAGCAUUCAGAACGCCAUGGAAUGGACCAAAAAGGAAGUUGGUGAAAAAGGACUCUGGGGUAUUGUGAACAAUGCUGGGCGCUCAUUACCCAUGGGUCCUUCAGAGUGGAUGAAAGUGGAGGAUUUCCACAGCAUUCUGAAAGUGAACAUGGAUGGAGUGAUUGCCAUGACGAUGACCUUCCUGCCCCUUAUUAAAAAGGCCCAUGGCCGAAUUGUAAAUGUUGCAUCGGUACUGGGAAGGGUGGCAGCAAAUGGUGGAGGAUACUGCAUUUCUAAGUUUGCAGUGGAAUGUUUCUCAGACUGCCUCAGGAGAGAUAUACACUACUUUGGAAUCAAAGUGUGCAUCAUUGAGCCGGGCUUUUUCAAGACACCUGUGACCAAUCUUGAAACCAUCGAGAGGGAACUGCAUCGUCUGUGGAAUCAGCUCAGCCCUGAAGUAAAAGCCAGCUAUGGAGAUAAGUACCUGGAUAAGUUUAUAAAGAUCCAGCGUUUGCUCAUGAAGGCUAUUUGUGACUCAGACCUCACCAAAGUAACCAGCUGCAUGGAGCACGCUCUGACUGCCGCCCAUCCACGAACCCGAUACAGUGCCGGCUGGGAUGCCAAGCUUGUCUGGAUCCCCCUCUCCUACAUGCCUUCAUUUGUAGUUGAUAUUGCUCUCAAGCUGAUACUGCCACGGCCCUCCAAGAGUGUUUAA